AUGGAAUAAAGAGAUCCGAACUAGGAAUUAUCGAUAAACAGCCAAUAUAACGACACCAAUUCCUCCUAAAGGAACACACUUGAAGAAAACAAAGAUCAUAAUAAUGAAAAUUCAAACGGAUUCACUCACACCCAGCAGUUUGACUACCCCUACAACCCAGAGUUUUCCUUCGCAGAUCUCUCGCAACAAUAGCUAAUCUAGCAGUAAUUUACAGGAAGAGAUUUCACUUAAUAUACUGGCUCAAGUAUCUCCCAGAGCACCUAAAAUUUAUAGAAUUCUAUCUUCCUCGCUCAACUAGCGAAAAGGGCUAACAAUCAGCAAGUUGAUAGACCAAUCCCAUCUGCAGUAAAAGGCAAAAGCUAAUUCAUUUGUGCUGGUAGUUUGUUCACAGUUGAUGACAAAUACGAGUUCAUUAAGAGAGUGGGAUAUGGAGCCUAUGGAGUGGUUUGCUCAGCUCUAGACAAAGAAACUGGUGAAAAAGUAGCCAUCAAGAAAAUCCCUAAGGCUUUUCAAGAUUUAGUAGAUGCCAAGAGGGUUUUGCGCGAAAUUAAGAUUCUUAAAUUCUUUGACCACGAGAAUAUUGUUUCGCUAUUAGAUAUAUAGAGGCCGCCAUCUCAGACUAAUUACCAGGAUGUGUAUAUUAUAACAGAACUAAUGGAGGCAGAUUUGCAUAAAUUAAUUUAUUCAAAGCAAAAACUUACUGAUGAUCAUUACUAGCUCUUUAUGUACCAGCUACUAAGAGGAAUGUACUUCAUGCAUUCAGCCAAUAUUAUGCACAGAGAUCUGAAGCCAUCAAAUAUUUUGGUGAAUAUGAAUUGCGAUUUGAAGAUAUGCGAUUUUGGGCUGGCAAGAGGCUUUGAAUUUGAUUAGGACAAGGAGAAAUAAAUCCCAAAGACUGCGUAUGUUGUUACCAGAUGGUAUAGAGCGCCUGAAGUAAUGCUGACGACUUAGAACUAUACUAAAUCCUUGGAUGUAUGGUCUAUCGGAUGCAUUUUCGCAGAACUAAUGAUGAAAUAGACUUUGUUUAAGGGUAUGCAUAACUUGAAAUAGCUUGAGAAGAUAGUAGAAAUACUAGGCUAUCCCACAGAAGAGGAGAUAGAAUUCAUAGACAAUGAGUACACUCUCAAUUAUCUGAGGAGACUGCCAAGGAGUAAAAGUAUAAGAUGGGAGGAUAAGAUUCCAAACGCCAAUCCUUUAGCCAUCGAUUUAUUAAAGAAAAUGCUGAGGUUCUCACCAAAUCAAAGGAUUUAGGUUCUUGAUGCAAUAUCGCAUCCAUAUUUUCAGGAUAGCUUUAAAGAUUUUGGUGAGCCUCCAAAAAGUGACACUAUUUUUGACUGGUCCUGGGAUGACUUCCAGCUCAACAAGGAACUGCUGCAAACACUCAUAUACAUGGAGAGUCUCUGCUAUCACCCAGAGGAAGAGGGAGAGGGGAACAUAAAAAUUGAACCAUCUAAAAUUGAAUCUUCAAGUUAUGAGGAGUAGCCUACAGCACCAGCAAGUAAGGAUAAAGAUUUGGCUUUGUCAGAAGGCAAUCAAACUAAUUACGAUCAUGUGAAUACAAGUAUGAAAAUAAUAAUAAAUGGGGUAAACCACAGUAAUCCUAGCUUAAUUACUCACUAGAACACAGAAAUUGAUUAAUUUUAAUAAAUGCAAAUGUAAUAGUAGUAACAAAGUCACACUCAACUUGAAAUCUUGUAAUAGACUAAAUAGGAUGAAAUUAAGCCAGAGUCUAACCUUAUCAAAAGAUAACGUGAGGCUGAUAAAAACCCAGAAGAAAACUAUCAAGCAUGCUAAUAGUAAAAUCCUGUAGAUAUUUUAAGUAACUAAAUUUAAAAGUAAUAAUAAGACUAAGACGGUAGUCAUAACAACAGCGACGACAAUAAGGAAGUAAAUUAGAUAAUGAACAAAAGAGCUAGAUUCUCAUGA
Stylonychia lemnae is the source of this 1926-nucleotide messenger RNA. Lineage: Eukaryota; Ciliophora; Spirotrichea; Sporadotrichida; Oxytrichidae. The record is from the annotation of a GenBank genome assembly.